CGCAACAUGUUCUUUUAAACAAGGAUGGAGGCGAUGAACAGUUGGCCGAGCUCUCGAAAGCCUGGUUUUUCUACGACAGUUUUUUCGUUGACAAAACUAAACCCUUGAUUCCUGUGCGUGGCGUGAGCGCUCUCCACGAUCUCCACAUCGAAUCGCUUUUGGGCAACUAUGAAGAAAAAGACCACGAGGUACAGAAAGAGCAGGUAGCUGCGAUGGAACAUCAUAUUACGAAGGGAAAGAAUAUUACAUCGACAACUAGAACUGCGUGUUGUACCGUAAUCGAUCCUGAUUUCUUACCGGAACUGAUCGAAACUGGAGGAGCUGCUCCCGAUAGUACUGCAGCAGGAACUGCCCAAGUACAAAAAUCCCAUGUACUGCCAGGACACGUUCGGCCGAUAGUGGAGGAACCAAGAUUGGAUAAUUUUUACGCUUCUUUGGCUCGAUUCUUUAUGCGGCAGCGCGUUGCGGAGAGGAGAGAGAAACACACUGCUGCUCAAAGUCAGAACACAGAUGAUAAAUAUGGAGCACCAGCACCUGGUGGUUGGUCUCAGUUGAAUUCGCUGUCAUCUGCGCAGAACGUCAAGGGCUCAGCUCUGUCAGAAGACCGCACAGGUCUACGCAGUGGCAACCAGCAGACGUCCGCGCCGCAAGAGCAGCCUCAACCCCUUUUUCGACCAGAGCCAAAAGAGAGGGCUGCAGCUGAAGAAAAGGCUCACUCGACAGCUUACCAGUCACCCAGUUUCGACAGCAGAAAUGAAUCAACAUCUUCAUGUUCCACUUCUACGAAACUAGUUGUAGCAGUAAACGAGCGUAUUGACAAAUUUUUGGAACAUCCGGAGUGGACAGCGCCAUCGAUGUGGAUCGAACGUGUGCCGAUCUUACUCGCAAACAAACUCGGGUUGUGGAAGUCAGAAGGAGGAUUCGAUUUUGACGAGGUGGAUCUACAAAUUUCCAAUGGUGGGCCCGAGUUAUUGCGUUCUCUCGGUGUGGGGGACUCGACGCAAUCGGUACACAGCCGAGUACUUGUGGCGGAGAUUGGGUACGAUUAUGACUGGAGAAGCACAUAUUUGUAAUCCUCGUAUUUGAAUGGUAAGACCUUCUCGUAGUCGUAGGUUGAUGUUUUGUUCCUGAUGAACUGGCUUCUUGCGCAGCAAAGCAUGCAAAUGCAUCCUGGUAGCCUCAUAAUCUCUCGAUCCACCACACCCUUGAUCAGAAUGUUUCCGCUCCUUGCCUCCGCCAUGGAAACGACUGGUAUACUUAGUCCUGAAGCUCCGCCUGUUGAUGCAAAACUAGAUGAAUUACAAGGUAGAAGACACAAAAGUUCAACAUCAGCUGCAGUUAUAUCAUCACCUACCAAGAAGGCAGAUGAGAAACUCUCUGGCUUUCCGCUUCGCAUUGUGGGAACUACUUUCAUGCAGCAGUUGGAGCAGUAUUUCGUUCUUGGAGAUCAUGCUCAGCAACGCCAGGAUUUUUCGGACUCGAUUUCACAGCGCCAAGAAUCAGCAUCUGCAUCACUCUCAUCAUUGCCGAUAGGCUCUAAGAUAGGCAUUCUGUCGUACGGGAGCUGCGACAGCUAUCUGCUGCAACGGCUGCUCCUGCAGGAUUGUCCUCGUCAACUGCACACUCCUGGAACAAGUGUAACAAGAACCUCAGCAAGCGCAACCUCUUUCUCUGGUGCAGAGGUGACAAGUAUAACUACAAGAACCUCAAGAGCAACCUCUUUGUCGGUAGACGAGGUGGACAGUGAACCAGUAGAAGUAGUACAUGAUGAAAAACACCGGUUCAAUGUUGUGCCUUUAGGUCACUUUUAUGGGAAAGCCGACGUUCUUCUCAAUGCUUGUGGUGGACAAGGACAAUCGAAGGUGGAUGCGUCGUUUCUGACAGACCCUCAACUGUCUUUGGCACUGGAUAAUGGGUGUCGCAUCUUGAGACGCCUGGGUGACGAUUUCCCUCGUUUUCAAUGGGGUGCGUUGGUGGCUUCAAGAGAAGUUUUGGAGACCGAGCGAGGCCGUGCAGUCGUGAGUCAGCUUCUUUCUGUCUACACUGCUGCAGUGCAACUGAUGGACAAGGCAGUUCUGAGAAAUAUUUUGGAGUCUAGGGGAGAAGCUGUAGAGUCUGAAGAAGAUCUCGUCUUUGCUGCAUUGUUGGCGCUGGGCCCAGAGCAUUUCGGGGUCUCAGAACACAUGAUGAAAAAAGCUUUAGCCCGUUGCAGCGGAUACGCACUACAGCCAAGGGAUGUCAUCCGCUCACCUGUAGUUCAAGCUGAACAGCACCAUGAUUGCGCGGAUGAAGUUGAAGACAACGGUGACCACACUACAGAAGCAUCUGUUACUUGGCAGGUGAAUCCGCAAAAUUUCGAUGUGCAGGGAGCAGUAGAAUGCCUCAGAUUAGUGCAAGCCGCAAGCAGUAGAGCAAGAAAUACACCUUCGUCUUCCGAAACAUCUACUUCUACACGAACCUUUUUCGAUUGCACAGCAAAAAAUGACGGGAAAAACAACUGCUGCGAUAAAGACACGAACAGGUCAUUGUUUAUUCGCAGCCUCAUGGAUACUGAUUUACUGGCCGUUGCGGAGCAAGAUUCUGCUGUUUCUGCAGAUGACGCAAUGGGUGCGUAAUCUAAAAAAGUUAAUAUUUUUGAAGUCAAAGUCUCUAUCUCUAAUACAUGAUCAGGAAGAUAAGUUUGCAGUGUAUGGAAAAAACUUUGAAUUUAAACUAGAAAAUGCAAAAAUAGAUUUCAUGAAAUGUAGUUGUGCUUUAUUAUUCUUUGGUCUUGUCCACGACAUGCAGUUUGUUAACUCACUAGCAAUAAAUCUAGAGGUGACAAAACGUAGAGAGGUUGUAUGUAUGUUACAGCGGCUUCACGCAAAUCCAGCAUCGCGCUGCUGUUCUUUUCCGAUUGAGCUUCGACGUCUCACAAGCUGACGUCGCUUCUGUGUUGUGAAAAAAUCUAUGAUCUUCUCCACCACUGACAAUAGCUAUAGCACAAAUCUACUGGUGAUUUUUCUCUUCAUUUUUGUGAACGUACACUAGUGAGGACUCUGAUAGGUUUCGUGGUUUAAGUGCUCACUGGGGUUCUAAUGCCACCGUAAAUUGUCGUGAUGUCGUUCUAAAUAUCUGAAUCUAGUAUGAUUCCUCUUGAUAUCUAGUAGUGCUCUAGAACAGUGAGUAGAAGAUUUGAUCAAGAUUGUGAAAAUGUAUUGAUCGUUUGUUUUCAUCCUUUUCGUGUCAUAGAUCGUCCCGAACGACGAGGACGUCAUACGCGUGAAGACUUCUCUAGUACACGUAGCAGAAUAUUAUCUCCAUGCAGGAGUGACUGUGUCAUGAAAGAAGUAGAAGAUGGCGGCCACAUCAGUAGCUAGUUUUUGCGAUCAUCUGGUUCAUCCUCUCACUGAGGAGACACAAUAUUAACAAUCUAAAGUAUGAUCAUUCAUUCUGGACUUAGGCAACCUAAAUUUUAUUCGAGAUGAAGGCUCACAGAUAAC
This is a messenger RNA of Amoebophrya sp. A25, 3482 nucleotides long. NCBI's taxonomy places the organism in Eukaryota, Dinophyceae, Syndiniales, Amoebophryaceae. The record is from the annotation of a GenBank genome assembly.